CUAGACCUGUUCAAAAAAAUUUUUUGAGUUUUCGAUUUUGGGAUCUGUAUGAAAACAAAUUAUAAGUACGACUGUACGACAGUACGAGAGUACUAUAAUAGAAAUAAAAAUAAGUGACAUCUUUCUCCUUUAUUUUUUUGUUUGUUAUUGACUUGAAAUAAUAGACAGGUAUUCGUAUCUUGACUAUCUACGGCGCAUCUUCUUUGGAGGUUUCAGUGUCUCGUCGGCCAGUGGCACCUUUGCGUAUGGAGUCGAGACUUCAGUGUUGACAACUGAUAUCAGUAUCGGAGUAUCCUGCCAAACUGAGGCCUCCGCUCUCCAGGCUAGACGCAAGUGCAUCUGCCAUCUAGGAUCAGCUUGGGGACUGAUUGGACGUAACGGUCUGAGAAGCUACUUUCUGUAAUCCUUUCUGGAGUAUCCGGAACCAUCCUGAAUUAUGGUUCUCUUGGAGCCGGAGAAGUUUUUGGUCGAAUUUGAGAAAUGUUUAACUGCAUCGAAGGUCAAGAAAGGUAGCAUCAAUUUUUCCAUGAAACGGUACGAUGGCCGUACCAAGCCGAAGCCUCGCGAUCCGUCGAAAGCCCCUCCAGCCCCGACCGAAUAUUCCUGUCUCGUUCGUGCCAGUUAUGAUAAACGGAAAAUCAGCACGCAUGUCGCGCACAAAGAUUUGAAUCGCUUCCAGAUUGCCUUUUCCGCUCUCAUGCGAUCAGGUAUGAGUAAUAUCGGUAAAAAACCUGUGCAGACCGUGCCCACCGCCAGUGCAGCGCCUGUAAUCGCACCGGCCCAGGUGCCAAACCCGGUCACGACGACCGCCAGCUCACCCUCAACCUCUACAACAGCAAAAACGAAGGGUACCAAAAAGGCAUAACUGGAUGAUGAAGUAUAUUCCAGUGUCAUUCAGAUUAAUUUUUUACUCUUUCUUGAGAUCAUUUUCUUACUGCAUGUCGAAUUUCUACCAGUUACAUUGACAAUGAACUGCGUAAGAACGAAAUAAAGCUCACAACCACGU
Molecule: messenger RNA, 1006 nt
Organism: Paramacrobiotus metropolitanus
Lineage: Eukaryota; Metazoa; Tardigrada; Eutardigrada; Parachela; Macrobiotidae
Product: signal recognition particle 14 kDa protein-like
Biological process (GO): SRP-dependent cotranslational protein targeting to membrane
Cellular component (GO): signal recognition particle, endoplasmic reticulum targeting
Molecular function (GO): endoplasmic reticulum signal sequence receptor activity; 7S RNA binding
Source: RefSeq, a predicted model, not a curated record